Molecule: messenger RNA, 670 nt
Organism: Ixodes scapularis (black-legged tick)
Lineage: Eukaryota; Metazoa; Arthropoda; Arachnida; Ixodida; Ixodidae
Exons: 1
Coding region: 7-663 (218 amino acids)
Source: RefSeq, a predicted model, not a curated record
GCGCGCAUGGAGCAUGCUGCUAUGCAAAAAGCUAUCGCGGAGUCCGAGGAGUUGUUUAACAGGGCACAUGAAGAGGACAAAGUCCAUUCUUUAGGAGAACUAAUGGGACACUUGCGGAGUAAGGAGAUGAAGUUUUUGAACAUAAUAGAAAAGGACGGAAGGCUUGUUAUUAUCCACAUCGUCGACGAUAAGGCCCCGUGGCUGAAGUACUCUGUCUGCGUAAAAGGAGACAUGAGCGUGACGCUACAUGUCAUGAAAAAGGCGGUAAAAAAGUUAGGUGCAAAUCUGGUCGUUCCAAAAAUUGCUGACAGUAAGAAGGGUAUAGUAGAACUCUUCAAAGGCGUCGAGAAGUGGGACGGGGACCUGAUUUCCAACUCAGUCGAGGAAAUUUGCGAGGCUAUGUUCCUACUGCUGGAUCACUUGUCCACGUCCCACGCAGAAGACGACGCCGACUUCAUUAGAUUUCUGCGAAAGCAAGUAAGCUUGUUCCAAGCGAAAAAACAGCGCAGACGCUACUCUGCAGAUUUCAUGGUGUUCUGUUGCAUUCUUUUCACCAUAUCGCCCCCUCCGUACGCUUAUAUACGCAGCCAUGGAAGCGUCACUUUGCCGCAUCCCAUGACGAUCAGAUCGGUAUGCUCCUCUUAUGGCAUGAGCCCUCAAUAAGAGCAUG